Molecule: messenger RNA, 2595 nt
Organism: Fibroporia radiculosa
Lineage: Eukaryota; Fungi; Basidiomycota; Agaricomycetes; Polyporales; Fibroporiaceae
Exons: 12
Coding region: 1-2595 (864 amino acids)
Source: RefSeq, a predicted model, not a curated record
AUGCAGCCUCCGCUCGAACAAAGUGGUGUACCGGCGCGUCCUGCAGUAGCGGACGUCCCUCAUAACCAACACGGCCGGUAUUACAAUGAAGCCCCAGCUUCAGCUCCUGCUCCAGCGUAUGCUCGUCCUGGCGUGCACCAGGACGCUGGUAUCCUCCCUGCUCUCACGUCCGCCCUAAUCAGUCUACAUGACAACACACUCGGAAAGCUGGAGAAAAUUGAGGCCUCAAUUAAUGCACUGUCGAUAAACAUCGCGCAAGUGCGUGAGCAGGCGCAUGGCGAUUCGCUUACGCUGGCCGAGUGGCUCGAGCGCUCGCACAUGCGCCAAGCCAAGGCUACGCAGGUUCUCAGCGACAGAGUGGUCGCUAUUGAAGGAAUUAUCGGCACAGUGCCAUCUCUUCAUCAAGAUGCUACUUUAACUGGGCGUCUGCAGCGCAUCGAUUGUGUCCUCCAUGAGCUACUGGAGUGUUCGAACGAUCCGGGGGCUGCGAGGAUCAAUACAUUUCACACGGAUGUUAGUGUCAAUACCGAUUUCGUCAUUGACACACAGAAGUUCGUGGACAUGGGAGUCGACCCAGCGUUUUCACUGCCAGAACUAGUGAACACAGGCACCUACCCUUGCCCUCCAGAAACCAUCGACGCUGGAGUGGAUUCUCCGAAUGUACAGCUUUCCGAUGCCUCUGUCGGCACCGAACUUCCAGGAACCGUCGACGCUGGAGUGGAUGCUCUGACUGUACAGCUUUCUGAUGCCUCUGUUGGCACCGAACCUCUAGGAACCGUCGACGCUGGAGUAGGUGCUCCGACUGUACAGCUUUCUGAUGUCUCUGUUGGCACCGAACCUCUAAACUGCAUUGAUGUCGGAAUAGACGUGCAUACACUCACUUACGUUGAUGCUGCGGUUGAUCUGCCAACAUCUCAGUAUGCAGAUGCUGCUGUGGUCACUGACAGCGUCGAUCCUAUUACUGAUGACCAUGUUCACCUCUUACGGCGUGUAGACUCAUAUGGUGCGUCGGUUCCUACCUUUGGUCUAGCAGCGGUGUUGCAGCCUCGCUUCCCCAUAUCUCCAUAUAGGUCGGAUCCUUUGACCCCGGCUCAAUGGUCACCACAAAGCAAUGAUACUGACAGUUCAGAAAAUCUCACACCUGCCUCUCACAAUUCAAAUAUGUCGCUGGAGGAAAUCGCAGAAUGUAGUGCACUUUGUGCCACACCUUCCGGGUCGCUCUCCAGAAAUACUUCACAUGGUCCUCACGAUCUUAAGAGAUCGGAGGGUUUGCUUAACGUACUAGGAUUGCAAUCAUCGCCGGAUGUCAGUGAAUCUCGGUCUGACGAUGUCGCGGUGCAGAUGUCACCUCCGAAUGCAUUGAGAGAUGUCUCCGUGACCGGUAUAUCCGCACAAGCCACUACUUUGGCGGCUAACGUCAGCAGUGUUUCUAUAUCCCCGAUCGCUUCAUCUCCAACUGUCAUGAAUCCUUCAACAUCUACCGCAACAUCAGUGAGGAAUUCAACAUCUCCAAAACCACCUAUGAAGAAAUCGUCUGGUUGUUUCAUACAGAUACCUUUACCACGGAAUCUCCGUACCACGGUCGUCCGUGUACCCUCUGUCUCGACUUCGCCUCCAUUAUCUCCACCACAUGUGUCUUCGCAGCUGAAAAACUCAUUGUCUAGCCUUUCAUUGCUUUCGUCUUCGGCCUCGCCGCCACCACCACCCUUGCCUCGUAGAGUCCGUGGGCUAGGUGCGUCGCAAUCUCGAGCCCCAGUCCGAUCCGAAUCGCCUGGGUUUGAGAUCAUUGAGGCCCCCACGAGUGUCACUGGCAAUAGUUUUCACAUAGAUAAUGGCAAAGGAAAGGUGCGCAGUAAAAUUAGACCGCGAGAUGAGGGCCAGGACCUCGAUAAGUCGCGCAAGAGACGUAAGACGGAUGAAUUUGCGCUUCAAUCUGCUUCCCAGCGAACAAAAACUCCCAGUCGCCCGCGGAAAACGCUCGAUGAAACAGAAGUACGCAAGACGCUUGCACCGCUUGCUAGCACGUCAAAAAUGGCAAGCACUUCAGCAGCCAAAUCCCCUACAGGAGAAAUUCUAUGUGACUGGCCAGCAAAGGUGAAUGGCGAUGUUGUCUUUCAGCGUGAGUUUGUGCAAUGCGACAACUGCGAUGGAUGGUAUCAUUUUGGCUGCGUUGGCUUCACAGUUGGUGAUCCACGCCUUGAAUCCGAUUCAGAGUACUUCUGCCCUCCGUGUCAAGUGGCACAAGCCCAGCGCGGACGUCGACACGCGCAUAAUACUUCGGCUGCAACUUGUGCACGCCCGGACUGUAAUAUCGUUUCCGACCCCUCGCAGGUAGAUGAAUAUUUCGUGGACAGGAUCAUCGGUCGGAUGCCGCAGAAGCUCGGUGAGUGGACUCCUGUACCGAGCUUUGUAUGGCUCGUAAAAUGGUUUGGGUAUCCUGUCACCGAUGCGUCCUGGACAAUGCCGGAAAAUCUGGGCGAUGGCACUCGCUAUAUUGCUGAUUUUGAAGAUGCAGCUGAGAUUGAGGGACACGACCUCAACGACCCGCAUGAGGUUGUUUUAUUGAACGAAGCUGCCGCUGCUGGAUGGCUCUAG